AUCUCCAGGGUGCGUGGCUUCGUUAUGGUGACGCUCUGGGAGGCCCGGCCGCACGGGGGCGCCGGAGCACGGCCAUCGGGCGUCCCUUCCGUCCGCCGGAAGCGCUCUCCUGACACUGCGCGCCGCGGGAAGAUGGCGCUGGAAGCUGGCGACAUGGAAGACGGGCAGCUUUCCGACUCGGACUCCGACAUGACGGUCGUACCCAGCGACAGGCCGGCGCAAAUGGCGAAAGUGCUAGGUGGGGGCAGUGUUGCGUGUGCACCAGUGUCACACUAUCGGACUGUUAAAAACGUGGAUUCCAGUGAGGAGAGUGUGGAUUCGGAUGAAGACUGCUCUCUUUGGAAACGGAAGCGACAGAAAUGUCUUAACCCUCCUCCCAAACCAGAGCCUUUUCCGUUUGGCCAGAGCAGUCAGAAAACAGCUCUCAACGGAGGGAAGAAGGUGAACAAUAUUUGGGGGGCUGUGCUUCAGGAACAAAAUCAAGAUGCGGUGGCCAUCGAGCUUGGCAUCCUGGGAAUGGAAGGUACCCUUGACAGAAGCAGGCAGUCUGAGACCUACAACUAUUUGCUUGCUAAGAAACUUAGGCGGGAAUCUCAAGAGUACACAAAAGAAUUAGACAAAGAACUAGAUGAAUAUAUGCAUGGUGACAAAAAACCGGGGUCAAAGGAAGAGGAGAACGGGCAAGGCCACCUCAAACGGAAGCGGCCUGUCAAAGAGAGACUGGGUAACAGAGUAGAAAUGAACUACAAAGGCCGCUAUGAGAUCACAGAAGGUGACUCCCCAGAGAAAGUGGCUGAGGAAAUUGCUUUCAGGUUACAGGAACCAAAGAAAGACCUGAUAGCCCGAGUAGUGAGGAUAAUUGGGACCAAAAAAGCCAUUGAACUUUUGAUGGAAACCACUGAAGUUGAACAGAACGGUGGUCUUUUUAUAAUGAAUGGUAGUCGAAGAAGAACCCCUGGUGGGGUUUUCCUGAAUCUCCUGAAAAACACUCCUAGCGUCAGUGAAGAACAAAUUAAGGAAAUUUUCUACAUUGAAAAUCAAAAAGAAUAUGAAAAUAAAAAAGCUGCUAGAAAAAGAAGAACACAGUUAUUGGGGAAAAAAAUGAAACAAGCUAUUAAAAGUCUGAAUUUUCAAGAAGAUGAUGAUACAUCACGAGAAACUUUUGCAAGUGACACUAAUGAGGCCCUGGCCUCUCUUGAUGAAGCCCAGGAAGGAACCGGCGAAACCAAGCUGGAUGCUGAGGAGGCCAUUGAGGUGGAUCAUCCUCAGGACUUGGACAUCUUUUAGGCACAUUUUGGACGUUUUGAAAAAUAGACCUUUGUAAAAAAAAAAGUUUCCAUUUCUACUGAGAUUGCUGUACUAUGCACUGAGUGUGGAGAAAGGAGAGCUGUUGUGUUUCUUGUUUGAAGUAAAAUUGUAUGUGGGCAGUCAGAUGCCAUUGACGGCCGUGUCUGACAGGUGUACAGCAUGAGUGUCAUUGCUCAUUCUGCUGCAUGUAGUGACUGCUAACGCCUAGUUCUACCUGCGCUCGCACUGUCCAGCUCACUGUCAUGCCAUUAAGAAGCUUUUGUUUUCUGAUUUCUUUGUGGUGAACUAUGCUUAGGUUUUAACACAUUCCAUUAAAAUAUGCUAUAAUAUGCA
Molecule: messenger RNA, 1641 nt
Organism: Mesocricetus auratus (golden hamster)
Lineage: Eukaryota; Metazoa; Chordata; Mammalia; Rodentia; Cricetidae
Gene: Phax
Product: phosphorylated adaptor for RNA export
Exons: 5
Coding region: 25-1287 (420 amino acids)
Biological process (GO): snRNA export from nucleus
Cellular component (GO): nucleus
Source: RefSeq, a predicted model, not a curated record